UAGAAGCGGACGUGUGGGAAAAUUCAGUCUCGGUUGAAAAGAAAACAAAAAAAAAAGUAAAUAUUGCAAUUUUUAUAUUAUAAAAAUUGAAUUUUGAAAAAAAGUGAAUUUUAAAAUUUAAAAAUUAAUUCGAAUUUAAUAAAGAAUAAAAAAAAUAUAGCAGUUUAUAUUUAAUACUGCAUUAAUGAAGGUGAAUUUUAGGUAGUGAGUGACUCACUAAAAUCUUAUUAUUUUCCUCAUUUUCUUGCUUGUUUUUCUAAAUUUGUGUUAAAAAAAAUAAGAAGAAAAAAAAAUAAGUAAAUAAAAAAAAAUAAAGUUGGCGAAUUUUUCAAAUAAUGUGAAUAAAAUUUUCAAUAUUUUGUUGUUUCUUUAAUGAAAAGUGUUAAAAUUCUGUAAAGCUAAUCUAGGUAUACCUACCUAUAAAUUCUUUGUAAAGAAUAGAAAAUAAAAAAAAAAAAGAGUUAAAUUACUAAAUUCAGAUUUUGAAUAAAAAUUUUAAUCUUGUUUUUUUUACUUUAUUUACGCCUACAUACAAAAUUUUUCAAUAAGGAAAAACAAGUUUGUUUUUUUGUAUUCUUGUUUUUAUUUUGCUUCAAAUUAUAUCUAAACAGGAAUUGAAUGCAAAUAUUUGUUAAUAACAAUGACAAGAUUAACAGAAGAAAUGGUUAUAGCAAGAUCUAGGGGCGGUGGUUCAGACUUAGCUUCCAUAAAAAAAUUAAAUUGCUGGGGAAGCGAAUUAAGUGACGUAUCGAUAAUAAAAAGAAUGCGAGGUGUUGAAGUGCUGGCAUUAAGUGUUAAUAAAAUAUCGUCUUUGGCACCGUUCGAAGACUGCCUUAAUCUUCAAGAAUUAUAUUUGAGAAAAAAUUCAAUCUCAGAUAUUAAUGAAAUUGCCUAUUUACAAAAUCUUCCAAAUUUAAAAUAUUUAUGGUUAGAAGAAAAUCCAUGUUGUGAUGUUUUAGGUUCAAAUUAUCGUUCAAUUGUGUUACGAGCAUUGCCAAAUCUUAAAAAAUUAGACAAUGUAGAUGUAACACCGGAAGAAAUCGAAGAAGCAAUGAGAAUGACAGUACAGCGAGAUGAAGAAGUUUAUGAAGAUGCACGUGAAGUACAACAACAGCAACAACAACAGCAACCACAACCACAACCGCAACAACAGCAACAAAGAAGAAGUCAAAGUCCCAGUAAAGAACAAUAUCCUUCCAGUAGCCCAUCAGAAAAUAUUGAAGAAAUUUUCACUGAAAAUAUUAUUCAAUCUGCGGCAUCGUCUUCACCACCACCACCAUCACAACCACAACCACAAGUACAGAGAUCACCACCAAGUCAGGAUUAUUCACCACAGGAAUCAAUACAUCCACCAUCACCGAAGUACAAUAAUAAUAAUAAUAUUAAUAAUAAUAAUAACAAUAACAGGGAUAAUAGAAUGUCUUAUCAUCAAUAUGAUAGAUCACCUGGAUCUGAAGAAAGUAGUCCUUAUAGUGGAGAUCGAGGUAGUGGUGGAGGUGGCGGCGGCGGUUAUAAAGAUCGUGGCCCCAUUCCACCUAGUAUGUCUACACAUUCAAUGAAGGAAUAUUAUCAAUCGGAUUAUCAAAAACCACAGCAACCAUCACAUUAUCGUCAUAGUCAAACGGAUCUUACAGAAUGGGAUGAACAUCAGCAUCAGACACAAAAUGGUAGAGGUGAUAUGCCUGGUAGAAGGGUUGGAGAAAGAGAUGAAAGAGGACAUGGUCGAUAUAGUGAUACUGCAAGUGUUGUUUCAAAUGCUGUCUUAAAUCAUUAUGCCGGUUAUCAUAGAAGACCAGUGAAUAGGAGUUCAAAUCUGCUAUCUGCAACAUUAUGUCUGGUUAAAGAAUUAUUAUCCUAGCCUUGAAGUUGUUGAACAUGCUGUACGUUGCCGAAUCGAUGAAUUAUCAGCUGACUGAUGAAAUCGACGUUUGCCAUCUUAUUGAAGAAAGAAGUUGGCAAAAUAAUUUUUUUUUUGUAGAACUAUGUCGUUGUAAUAUUAUUAAUGCAAUUAUUUAAAAAAAAACAAACAGAAACAAAUUAAUAUUAUUGUAAUAUUUAAAAACUUAAUAUUUUUGUUAAAUUUUUUAACAUUUUCUUUUUGUAACAAUUUUUUGUUUUUAAAUUUUGCGUUUAUUUAAAAAAAAAAUUAAAAUGUUUGUUAUACUAGUAGUUUUUUUCUUCACUUUAUUACUAAUUUUAUU
Condylostylus longicornis is the source of this 2201-nucleotide messenger RNA. Its product is annotated as cilia- and flagella-associated protein 410. Gene Ontology annotation, biological process: cytoskeleton organization. Gene Ontology annotation, molecular function: protein binding. The transcript is spliced from 10 exons. Bases 641 to 1858 code for a protein of 405 amino acids. Lineage: Eukaryota; Metazoa; Arthropoda; Insecta; Diptera; Dolichopodidae. The record is from RefSeq and is a predicted model, not a curated record.